Messenger RNA from Cuscuta epithymum, 2769 nucleotides. Lineage: Eukaryota; Viridiplantae; Streptophyta; Magnoliopsida; Solanales; Convolvulaceae. The record is from the annotation of a GenBank genome assembly.
AAAUCCCCUAAUUGGCCAGGAUUUCACAUUUUCACGAGCUCAAGUCAACGAUACUGGUUCUGAUUUCUUGCCCUUCCAGUCCCACCAGCGCCAAAACAACUCAAUUCUUAGAAUAUAUUGUCAUUCGACCGGGCAACUUCACAGGAAUCGUUAUUGUCAUCAGACCACACAAGAAACUGUAAAAGCAAUAUCAUGGUCUGGGGUCUCUUUCCUGUUGACCCACUCCCAGGUUCAGAUUUCCUUACUGGUUUCAUGAGUGUUAAUAUCUUUGUUUGCCUUCGCGCAUUGCGGUAAACUCAUGGAUACAUUGCAAUGUCGAAAUGGGGACCGUCCCUGCACCAUCAAUGACUGGAAGAGUGAAAUUUGACUUUUGACCUUGGCAUUAAAGCGGCUGUCAAGCCUGGCUUUCAAAGCCCAAAGUCCUCUUACAAUCUGUUUAAUUUUGUUAAAAGUGCCAGUUGAGUGUAAGCUUGGGCUGUACUGAGUACCCUUUUUGGGGUGUACUAUUCAUGAAUAAAACUUCGACUUCCAAUUUUGGAACCAUCCAUCUUCCAACAUCCUGUGUAAAUGUGAAUGUACACUGCACAAGCUUUAGUGCCCCUAGAAGUCUACCAUGCAGUGGUGUUAUAGCAAUUUCUCAAUAUAUAUGUGUGUUCACAUUACCAGGUGAAGAUAAAUACUAUUUCAUCAAUAAAGGAACAUAUAAAGUUGGUCGGAAAGGAUGUGAUAUAAUUGUCAACAAAGAUAAAGGAGUUUCAAGGAUCCAUGCAGAAAUCAUGAUAGAAGAGAUGAUAUAUUUGGACAAACUGCAGAAGCAUUCGGAUGUAGUCUCGAAGGUUCGGAUAAGAGACUGUUCAAAGUAUGGAACCUUCCUCGACAACAACCUUACUUCAAAGGUGAAGGUUCAUGAACUUCCAAAUAAAGAAACAAUCCUUAAGGAUGGGGACCAUGUUUCAUUUGGUACUGGCAGUGCAAUAUAUAGGUUUUCUUUUGUUCCCCUUGUAUUUUUCAUUUGCUCAUCAGACAAUUCUAAAGUGAGUCAAGUUAUUACAAAGAACUUAUCAUCCAUAGGGGCCGGUGUAACCAGAAAAUGGAGUUCAAUUUGCUCACAUGUACUUGUUGAGGGCUCCAUUGCAUUCAAAGAAGGAUUAUUAGAUGCUAUUGUUGCCAGGAAACCCUUUGUCAAAUCUAGCUGGGUUGAGUUGGUUGCAGGAAAUAAUAUUCUAACUGACAUUCCCAGCUGCAAUGCGCAUGUUCCAACCUUGAUGCUCGAAGGAGCACCGGUUGAAGUUGCUGUCCCCGAAGCUCGAGAACGUUGUUUGAAAGCAUACACAUUUAUACUGGGUGUAACUAACAUGUAUAAACUGAAAGAUAGAUUGCAGCCAUUAUUGGAAGUAAGCGGUGCAAAAGUUUCUUCUAUGGAAACUUUCUGCCCCAAUAGCCAGGUCGUGAAGGACGGAAAUGACAAAACCAUACUAGUGAUUCCAGAAAUAUCAACAAACUUCCAAUGCUUUCGUGAUAGUUCUUUGUCCAGGGUAAAUGAGAUGGAUUUAGUUGCUGCUGCUUUAUCUGGACAUCUGGACCCUUCUUUGAUCAUUUCUCCACCAGUGAAAGUCUCAUCUUCGUGCUCCACGGACGAGACUGUCGUAGCAGAUUCAGAGGCAGAAACAGAAUGUAGCACUGAAUCAGUUCGUGAUGCUGUUCCAUUAUGUGUACUAGACUCUGAUGAUGAAGGCAACAAGGAAACAACAGCCUUACAUGUUAUUGAAUCUCCGGAAAAUUAUAUCAAAGAUGAGCAUUCUAUGCCAUUUAUCAAGCCUAUAGAAGAUGAUCAAAAGAGGGGUACUAGUUAUGUCACAUCAAAAUCAAUCAAAGAUGAUCAUUCUAUGCCAUUUAUCAAGCCAAUAGAAGAUGAUCAAAAGAGGGGUACUAGUUAUGUCUCAGCAAAAUCAACCAAACAUGAUGAAGAUCGUGAAAUUCCAGAAAACAAUUCUUCUGCUGAUAAGUCGGAAGAGGGUUGCAGCAAGAUGUCAGGAGUCAAAACUGGUAGUAAAAUGUCAACAAGAAUUAAAAUUGACAACUCUGAAAGUGGGAAUUCAGAUAUUAUAUUCAGCCAAGAUUUGAUCAUUCGAGAAUGUAACUUGACAGCUAAAGUGAAAUCUGCUUCAAAUGUUGGAGUUGCAAAUUUUAAACGCUUCAGAAAGACACAAGCACCAUCUGGAAAUAGCUAUAGCAGCCUGAUUCCAUAUGCAAAGUACCCAUACAGAGAAUCUGACUACAAUAGCAAUGAAGUAGUGGAAUCUAUAAAAGAGGAGAAGAAGAGAAAACAAAUGGAGGCUAGGGCAGAAGACUUGUUUAAUGAGAAGAAGGAUAAGCGUCGCGGGGUGGCGGGUUCUCUACAUGGAGUUUUAACUCGUGGUUAACAAAGAUCGGCUUUUGGUUAUCAACUUGGUUGUGGCAGGAUUUUACCGAUUGGAUUCAAAAUAUGCUGCUGAUGAUCAGUGGAUUUCAAAGUCACUGCGGCGAUUCAGCUUUAUGUAUAGAGUUUAUCAUAUUCCCCAUACUGUUCAGCUAUUCUCAUAUAUUAGUUUUGCAAUUUCUAGCCAUUAGAAAUGAAUCUCAGCUUAUUCUCGACCUGUUUUAUGUGUCUGCCUAGUUAACUUAUUAAUUUGGAUUGUUACUCUUAUCAGCCAGUUUCGUUAGAUAUUUCAUAUUGGGGUGUUUGAAUUUGAUUCUUAAAAUUGCUUCUACUUCUUCAGUGAGCAGUAA